Molecule: messenger RNA, 672 nt
Organism: Symbiodinium pilosum
Lineage: Eukaryota; Dinophyceae; Suessiales; Symbiodiniaceae
Source: the annotation of a GenBank genome assembly
GCUUGCUGCCACCAACGAUAUCCGAGAUGGCAUGACAUAUUUGUCCCCUGGAUCCAACCACUACAUGAAUGUGUAUGGCGAUGCCAGCUGGGAGAUUGCUGGCAGAGAAAGUCACACGGACUUCACAGAGACACUUUGCGAAGCGGAUGCUGAACUUCCUGCGAUAGUGGGGGCUCGCGGCUUUUCCAGCCACUUGAUUCACUUCGAUACCCUGCAUGUGCUGUACCGUGGAGUUGGCCCAGACUUCGUCGCGUCCACACUGGUACUUGUUUUCGGCCAGAAGUUGCUCCCUGAGGCGCACGAACUUGCGCGGUCCUGGUGUCGUGCACAAGGUGCAUCCUUGUCGGUGGACGACUUCACGUUUUCAUACGAAGGACGCUUUCCGAGUUUGAACGCGAAGGGCUGGGACGUGCGGCUUCUGCUGCUAUGGUUAGCUGAAGUGGUGCCGGGUCGCACUCAAGGAUGGGCAGAUGGUGAGUACGCAGAGGUUAUUAACAUGACAGUGCGUGCUGUGGCGAAAAGCAUUCGCCUGAUGGAUGAGGCGGAAUACGUGGUCCCACCAGAGAAAAUCGCAAAGGCCGAAAAGUAUGCUCGCCACUUCCUCCUUGGAUAUAUGUGGCUUGCAUUUGCUGCCUCGACUGCUGGCCAGAAAUUGUUCAAAAUCCGGCCAAA